This is a messenger RNA of Suricata suricatta (meerkat), 889 nucleotides long. RefSeq names its product DnaJ heat shock protein family (Hsp40) member C24 (gene DNAJC24). The coding region runs from base 179 to 628 and encodes 149 amino acids. Gene Ontology annotation, biological process: positive regulation of ATP-dependent activity. The record is from RefSeq and is a predicted model, not a curated record. The transcript is spliced from 5 exons. Gene Ontology annotation, molecular function: ferrous iron binding; ATPase activator activity. NCBI's taxonomy places the organism in Eukaryota, Metazoa, Chordata, Mammalia, Carnivora, Herpestidae.
CUAGAAACGUAGUCAUGACAGAGCAAUGAUUUCCGGCGGAAGAAGAAGCCGGUUCCGGGUUUUGGCCGACUGCGGGCGUGGAGUGGAUGCUAAGGAAUCUUACGAAGUUCGACUGUAAUGAUUCGUCAUCAAUAUUUUUAUUAAGCCUAUCCGAGAAGGCCCACUUCUUGUUCAAUGGAUGAUGGCAUUUGAGCAGAUACCAAAGAAGGAUUGGUACAGCAUCCUGGGGGCAGACCCAUCUGCAAGUAUGUCAGACCUAAAACAAAAGUAUCAAAAACUCAUAUUACUGUAUCAUCCAGAUAAACAAAGUGCAGAUGUGCCAGCAGGAACAGUGGAGGAAUGUAUACAGAAGUUCAUCGAAAUUGAUCAGGCAUGGAAAAUUCUAGGGAAUGAAGAGACAAAGAAAGAGUAUGACCUGCAGCGGCAGGAAGGUGAUAUAAGAAAUACAGGACCAGUAGAUGCUCAAGUAUAUCUUGAAGAAAUGUGUUGGAAUGAAGAUGAUCACUCUUUUUCUCUGAGUUGCCGAUGUGGUGGAAAAUACAGUGUUUCCAAGGAUGAAGCAGAAGAAGUUACCCUGAUUUCUUGUGAUACAUGUUCACUAAUUAUCGAACUCCUUCAUUAUGGCUGAAAUUGUUCACUAAAUGGGCUCCUUUAACUGUGUAUUCAUACAUGUUGAAGUGCGCCCAUUCAAGUAAAUGUAUAAAGCUGAUAGAAAGAAGCAGGAUUCUUUUUUUUGUCAGCUCUUUUAUUUGCAGAGAAAACAUAAGACUGUCAAGCGAGGGCCACCCUAGGUUAAUAGAAAAUGAACUCAUCAGUUAUUUAUAUGUGUUUAUAAUUUAUAUUUGUAGAUCGCCAAAAUAAAAAAAGGACUUGAAUUAUAUUUUAUGAA